AUGACCAUCAUUCACGUUGUUCUAUUCGAAUGGAAGCCUACUGCAACCCCCGAUCAAAUCGCAGAGGCAUGCAAGCGGAUGCUUGAGCUCAAAGACCAAUGCAUCCACCCAACCUCGCAAAAGCCCUACAUCAGGUCUUUUACUGGCGGCAAGAACAACAGUCCCGAGGGCCAAGCUGGCAACUCAACCCAUGGCUUCGUUGUUGAAUUUGAAAACGAAGAGGACCGCGACUACUACGUCUUCAAAGACCCCGUGCAUCAGGAGUUUAUCAAGUUCGCUGGUGAGGUGGCCAGCGGCGUCAGGGUCGUUGACUACGAGCCGGGAAAGAUGUAG
Molecule: messenger RNA, 333 nt
Organism: Exserohilum turcica Et28A
Lineage: Eukaryota; Fungi; Ascomycota; Dothideomycetes; Pleosporales; Pleosporaceae
Exons: 3
Coding region: 1-333 (110 amino acids)
Source: RefSeq, a predicted model, not a curated record